AUUAACGCUAAUAGUGCUAAGCACCAGCGGCGUUCUGAUAACUUGCACAGCGUACACACCUUCAUACGCUUUUCUUAGCGGAAAGAACAGCGAUAUCGUAAUACACGACCAUGUACAGUUUUCAAAUUCAUGACAUUCUUCACUGGGUAUGGGAAGCCGAGAUAAACGUCGCCUGGAAUGAUGGUGUUUUAAUUUGAACUCGCCUGCAGCAAUGGCCUGCAGAAUUUUCAAGUGUAAGCGUCCGGUCGUAACUACGUACAAGCUAUUAACAUUCGAUUUUAUAAAAUAAUCGUUAAGAAUGUCAUAACAAAGCUCACUAAGGUGAUAUAUGGUCGUCUCGUAAUCAAAUCUUCCUCGCCACGGAGUGUAAUAAUUCUUUAACAGGAAUCAAUGAGAAAGCAGCUCUGGUUAUUUCCUACCAAACAUGCAGUGUUUAGAUUCAGCAAAGAACAAACAACACAGUUUUUCCACAAAUCAUAGACAAAUGUGUAUCGCAUUAAUAUAAAAUAUUUAUAGUCAAAACAGCUUGAUCUUAUCGUGUGAGGAUUUUGAAGAGUUGGCAGUGACAUCGGCUGCCAGUCCAUCAGAUGUGCCCACUGAUAGUAACCGUGUGUCCAUCAGAAGCCCAAAGCAAGCAAGACCUUCCUACCUCUCAUAUGCCGACAGUUAUUUGCAAUUCUAUUAUCCCAGGAUUAUUUUCAUCCUUUCAAGCACACAAUAGAGGACUAGAUCGCUCCUCCUAGCUUAUAAUAGGCAAGAUCGUCAAGAAGACAAGGGCUAUUUGCAUAUCACUGCUGGCUUCAGUGUCACUCUACUAGUACAAUAUUAUAACAACGUGAGCGCUAAUCGGAUUAAAGCUCGUUGGCCCUCUAAUCUAUACUCAAGCCAAAGGCCCGAUACUAUCAGUGGAUAUUUCAGUUUCUGGGCUUCCAUCCGAUCUCAGAAUAUCUUUGUAGCUCGACCCUGCGCUUCCAGCCUUCUUUCUAUCGGAGACGUUCCCACGGUGUUUUCGUAAGGACGUAAAGGCCGCCCGCCCACCAAUGUUAUUUGAUGCUUGUCCACAACGGCCUGUAGGUUAGUCUGCCAGUGCUCGACUACGGUGCACAGACGAUUGACAACUCAGAUCACAAGCUCUGCUCGGCUAAAGCGCUUUCUACCAUGAAGUGGUCCAAGCUUUGCAUAUCACUCGGAAUUCUUUGCGUCUGUUUGACUAAAUAUACCCAAGAAUGCUCGCCGCCAAAAGGUUGGCAGCCUAUGACUCCAUCAGAGCGAGCUAAAAAGGCUCAAAUCGUCGUAUACGGGACGGUAGUAGCAAGCCCUCGUACUCGUAUUAAGGGAAAUAAUGGACAAAAGACAGCCGGUCGUUACACUGCGGAGUUCCGGCUUCACUGCAUUAUAAAAGGGCCCAGGUUAAAAGCUUUGGUCAAUAUCACAGGUUUCGGUGACUUUCCAGGAGUGUGUGUCCACUCAACUGCGAAACUCAAUAAGACUUACGUAGUGUUCGUGGAGCACUCUUACGACACUGGUGUCUUGCGUGUUGAUGAGAUCAACGUUCAGAGAGCUUCCGUGCACGUUGGACAAGCUCACAAAAUCGACAAACUCGCGGUUUUGCGCGAGAUCAUGUUUGAGUCGGGUCGAAAUGCUUCGGUACCUUUGGAUGCUAGCAGUGAUGUAAAAUCGGGCUGUCCUAGCUUUCCGACAACAAGUGUGUCAAGGUAUCCUGCGCGCAAGGACGACAAGCACGACAAAGCUUGUCGGUGUCGAAAGAAAAAACAAAAACAAAGAAAGAAGAAGAAGAGAUUAAAGAAGGUUAAGACGUUAGCUACGAGUAAAGAGUGGCUGGAGCAGCCGACAUUGCCUCGGACUCGCCGAUAUAAUAAUGCUAAUACGGCGCUGGAAGGGAAUGUGGAGGUGCUAGUGCAGAUAUCGGGGAAUGAGGACUUUAUGAAGCUUGGUGGUGCGGCCCCACGGCUCUCACAUUUUGGGUAUUGUUGGCGUAUUAUGUUGACAUUACACUGCGUCAUUAUCACACAGAUAAUGUGGCUAAAUACUUGAUUUAUUGAGAGUCUAACAGCCUUGGAAUGGUCGUAAAUACGUGUUUGGAGACAGUGGGUGAAAAGACCGCGCGAGAUAUUCCCUCGCUACGAUUCACCUUCCACAUUCCGUGCGCGAAUGACACCGAAACGAGAAGAAGAGAGUUUUACUCUGUUUAAACGUGCAGUUAUUGUCAAAGCACUAGUCCGUCCGCUGGUUCAAGCGAGACCUCGAAAUAUAACACCCAUAAUUGCCGCUUAAAUACAGCGGAAAUGUACAAUUCCAUACUAAAGUUGCACCCAGUUAGCAGCAACAAUAGUAUAUUAGCGAAUGUAAUACUAUAUCAUGAUAUUUAAGCCCUUCGCUGUCAGUAGUCUCCACACUUUACUGGUGAACGGUGCAGGUUCGGGCGACUCAAGUAUUCAUUAACUAGAUAGUAGUGUAUGCGUCUCAUCAGUAUGAGGAAGACUUCAGAAACAAUACCUAGCUAUCCAGUCAUUCAUCAAAAGUAAAGCCAUUAACACCUCCGUUCUAGUGAGCAAGCUUAGCUUGGUAAUUAACGACUGAACAAAAAGUUCUCGAAAAAGAGUAAUACCGUUAUGCGAACGUCCGCAAACGCGAGAAAAUCAUCUCAAAAGAGUGCCGAUCUUCUUUUAAGAAAAAUAUACAGAAAGGUUUACUACAUCCCUAAGGACUCGGUGCCUUAAAACAAUGCCAACUACAUUGUUUGCCUAAAGGUGUUUAACAGUUUUUAAGUGCCUUGUAAAUAAAUUCAGAUAUAAAGAAAAGAAAAAAAAAAUUGUUUA
Messenger RNA from Nematostella vectensis (starlet sea anemone), 2840 nucleotides. RefSeq lists its product as uncharacterized. The coding region runs from base 1159 to 2055 and encodes 298 amino acids. NCBI's taxonomy places the organism in Eukaryota, Metazoa, Cnidaria, Anthozoa, Actiniaria, Edwardsiidae. The record is from RefSeq and is a predicted model, not a curated record. The transcript has 2 exons.